UCGAGCGGUGCCCUGGCCGCAGUGCCCCGCGGCAGGGCGGCGUAAAGCGGGCGGUGGAGAAGGGGGUUUCAUUCAGAGAGCUCCGAGGGGAGGUAAUUCGCCGGGAACAAGGGGCAGGCUUUGCAAAGUAUAAAUAGUGCCACUUCAAUCGCGGCGGCUCUAUCAGACCCCGAGAGCCCUGCACGUCGGGCGGCACGGUACGGUAACGGUAACGGUAACGGUACGGCUCGGUACGGCCCGGGGCGCAGCCGCCGCCCGCCCCGUGGAUGCCCACCCGGGGAACCGGGGCAGCGCGCCCCUGAGCCGCGGCCAUGGAGGAGCUGACGGCGUUUGUCUCCAAGUCGUUUGAUCCCAAAGCGAAGGAGAAGAAGGAACUCAUCACCUACCGGGAGGUGCUGGAGAGCGGGCCCCUCCGAGGCGGCGGCGGAGGAGGAGGAACGCGGGACACCGGCGGAACCGCGGCGGAACCGGGCCGCGACGAAGCGGGCAGCCCCGCGGCGCGGGUGGGCGGCGGGCGGUCCCCGCCGCGGGAGCCCGACGCCGCCGCCGCCGCCGAGAGAGCCGCCGAGGCGGCCACCCCCAAGCUCAGCGACGUCUCCCCAGAGCUGAAGGACCGCAAGGAGGAUGCGAAAGCAAUGGAAGACGAAGGGCAGACGAAAAUCAAGCAGAGGAGGAGCCGGACGAAUUUCACCCUGGAGCAGCUGAACGAGCUGGAAAGGCUUUUCGACGAGACCCACUACCCGGACGCCUUCAUGCGGGAGGAGCUGAGCCAGAGGCUGGGGCUCUCCGAGGCCAGGGUGCAGGUCUGGUUCCAGAACCGAAGAGCCAAAUGCCGAAAGCAAGAAAACCAACUCCACAAAGGGGUGCUGAUCGGCGCCGCCAGCCAGUUCGAAGCUUGCCGGGUGGCCCCGUACGUGAACGUGGGCGCGCUGCGGAUGCCCUUCCAGCAGGUUCAGGCGCAGCUGCAGCUGGACAGCGCCGUGGCCCACGCACAUCACCACCUCCACCCGCACCUGGCCCACGCACCCUACAUGAUGUUCCCCGCACCCCCCUUCGGGCUACCGCUGGCCACCCUGGCCGAGUCCGCCUCCGCCGCCUCCGUGGUGGCCGCCGCCGCCGCCGCCAAGACCACCAGCAAGAACUCCAGCAUCGCCGACCUCCGCCUGAAGGCCAAGAAACACGCCGCCGCCCUGGGGCUGUGACCGGGCUCGCUCGCUUUUCUUUUUUUUUUUUUGUUUUUAAAUAAAAAAAAAGGGGAAAAAAGGAAAAAAAAAAAAAAAGACGAGGGAGAGGAGAAACUGACGGGAGAUAUAUACUUAUUUAAAGAAUUAGAGGAACUAGACGCGCAGCUGGGAAGUUCACAGGUUUUGAAACUGACCUUUUUCUGCGAAGUUCACUUUAAUACGAGAAAUUUGAUAAGAGAGGCGGGCCUCCUUUCACGUUGCAUCAGAUACUUGAGUUUAACAACCACGUCUGGAAUAGCGACAAAAAGAAGAGAGAAAGACGACAACGAAGAGGGGAAAAAAAAAAAAAAAAAGGGAAAAAAAAAAAAAGAGACAAUGAUUUCUCUGCGAAUUUCUAAUGGGAAACUGUCCGGGAUACUUCCUCCAGCAGCAUUCCGGCUUGCAUGUAUUUGUAUUUCAUUGAUGGAGUCCUUUGAUUCACUUGCACUUCACCCUCAUCUUUAGUAGAAAACAAAACAAAACAAAACAAACAAACGUGGCUGGGUUCUUUCUCUUUUAAUCUUGGAGGGAAGCAGAAAGAGAGAGGGAGAUCAAGCACUACCUUUUCCACUCUUAAAUCUUUGUUGGUCGUUUGCUGUCCCACCUCUGAAAUAAAAGGGAGUGGAAAGCAUCAGGAGAGCGGAGUGUGCCUCCCUUUGCCGGGUGUCUCUUGUCCUGAGGGCAAAAACAAAAGAAAAAAAAAAAGAAAAAGAAAAAAAAAGAGUAUUUAAUUCCCAACCACCACUUUACACAACGGCAAAUUCCAAUAAGAGGUACUGGGUACAUGUAAAAUAUGUUGAUACACACGAACAAAGUUUAUUUUGGCUAUAACUUGUGAAUUGAUAGUUGACUGUCAAACAUUUACAUUUUAUCUCAUAAAGGUGUAUCUAUUCACGUAAUCUUGUGAUUUUUUUUAUUAUUAUUAUUAUUAUUUGAAAGACGUAUAGCUAUUUAACCUGGGGUACCUUGCAGUCGGUGAUUGUUAUCCCAGUUUGCCAUCAGACCCUCAUGCUUAUUGCCAAGACAGAGGGAAAGCUCUUCUACGCGAACUUUGGUAUGGAUGGGCUUUGUAUCUAUUUGUUCUCCAUGAAAACAAAAUUAUUUAUAUUGACCAUAUUUUUUCUAGUGUAUUUUAAGUUAUUUAAAAAAGGGGGAAAAAAAGAAAAAAGAUGCUGUUAUUUCAUUACAUUUGUUGUCAGUACAAUAUAUUUUGUUUCACUCAGGUUUGCUUCACCUUUUUUAGUCCAUUUUCGACGUCACGAAUUUCAAUAAGUGCCAAGUAAUGAAUUUAAGACACUUUGCGACCUAUUGACUGACAAGGGUAACGUUUUAGUGGACGGCUUCACGUCACUUCUGGUACUGUUAAUAUUAAAUCGUCGGUGAUAUUGUUUCUUUUCUGUGUUUACACCUUCUGUAGAGCUCGCACGUUUCUUUCUGCUCCGUAGAAAUCGCGACAAACCGAUAGCACGACGAGGAAGCACCGCUCACCUCUGCGCAUCUUUUGUUACCACUUUAUAUGAGUUUUCCUGAGUUUCGGCUUCACAAAACUUAACGCGGCGUUUUGGUUUGGCUUUCUUUUGAAGAAAAAUAGACCGGUGGAAGUUA
Harpia harpyja (harpy eagle) is the source of this 2828-nucleotide messenger RNA. RefSeq names its product short stature homeobox 2 (gene SHOX2). Gene Ontology annotation, cellular component: nucleus. Gene Ontology annotation, biological process: regulation of transcription by RNA polymerase II. Gene Ontology annotation, molecular function: DNA-binding transcription factor activity, RNA polymerase II-specific; sequence-specific double-stranded DNA binding. NCBI's taxonomy places the organism in Eukaryota, Metazoa, Chordata, Aves, Accipitriformes, Accipitridae. The record is from RefSeq and is a predicted model, not a curated record. The transcript is spliced from 5 exons. The coding region runs from base 312 to 1202 and encodes 296 amino acids.